CUUUUUUUUUUUUUUUUUUUUUUUUUUUUUAAUUAUUAUUAUUAUUAUUAUACCAAGAAAUGGUUUCUGAAAACAAGUUUAUAGCUAAAUUUACUGUUACUGAAGCAGUUGCAGUUCAACAAUUAAAGGAUGCUUUACCAGAUAUUUUAACAGAAGCCUUUGGCUCAAACGAUGUUUAUACCUUGUGGGGAGUUCCUUUAGACAAGUCUUCUGAUGAUGAACGUAUUAAAGUUAUUCUCAUCAAAUUCUUAAGAGCCAGAAAUAUGGAUCUUCCAGCAGCUAAAGAAAUGCUGAUAAAAAUGUUAAAAUGGAGAAAGGAAUUUUCAGCUGAUUCUCUCCUGGAAGAAGAAUUUGAUCUUACUAUCUUUAAUGAUAGCAUCGGGCUUUUAUAUAAAUCAGAUAAAGAAGGUCAUCCGGUUACUUACAAUUUUUAUGGUGGAAUCGACCAAGAAAAAGUAUUCGGCAAUAUAAAUAAAUUUAUUCGUUGGAGAGUACAGUUAAUGGAAAAAGGAGUCAGGCAAAUUGAUUUUGUUAAUACAGAUGCUAUGCUUCAAGUUCAUGACUAUAAUGGGGCUUCUAUCUUUGGUCGUACAGCAAAUACAAAGGAAGCAACAAAUAUUCUUAUUGAAUUGAUGCAAGAUAAUUAUCCUGAAUUCUUAUCCAGUAAAUUAUUCGUCAAUGUUCCAAGACUAGGAAGUUUGAUAUUUAAAUUACUUCGUCCAUUGCUUUCUGAAGCAACAUUAAAAAAGUUUGUAGUUUGUUCAAAUGCUGAAUUAAAUACUACUCUGCUUGCUUUUAUUGAUAAAGAGAAUUUACCGUCCAUUUAUCAAAAAUAA
Molecule: messenger RNA, 836 nt
Organism: Cokeromyces recurvatus
Lineage: Eukaryota; Fungi; Mucoromycota; Mucoromycetes; Mucorales; Mucoraceae
Product: CRAL-TRIO domain-containing protein
Exons: 5
Coding region: 60-836 (258 amino acids)
Molecular function (GO): lipid binding
Source: RefSeq, a predicted model, not a curated record